Molecule: messenger RNA, 851 nt
Organism: Oryzias melastigma (Indian medaka)
Lineage: Eukaryota; Metazoa; Chordata; Actinopteri; Beloniformes; Adrianichthyidae
Product: CD109 antigen-like
Exons: 4
Coding region: 87-779 (230 amino acids)
Source: RefSeq, a predicted model, not a curated record
AAUUGUCAGAGUGACAGGUGAGACUCGUCCCCUCAAGGCAAAGGGCGAAAAGAACAUGAUGACAAAUCCAGAGGAGCCAGAUAACAAUGGAGUUUUGGCACAAAAAAGGGGGUGGAGUUAUCAAAUGUUGCACAAACAAGUCACUUUAUGUACAAGAAGUUUGGAGAUUUGAAGCAAACGUGAGACGACUGGACAACAUGGACCGGAUCUGGAUCCUCAUUUGGAUUGUUCCUGCUUUGGGUUUGAGUUCGUCCAACACAACAACGUUUCUGAUCUCAGCUCCAGGGAUGCUGCAUGCCGGGGCCCCCACUCCGCUGGCUGUCACGCUCUUCUCUGACUCCUCUGCCAGCGUGACAGCUGAGGUGGAGCAUGGCAACACCAAAAUAGCUCUAACACAGAACAUCCAAGGAGGUUCAACUAGUGUCGUUUAUCUUCCUCCUCUUCCUGGCUCCAUACCACACAACUCCCUCUUGAAGUUGAACGUUUGGGGCAACAAGGACAACCAGAUCGUCUUUACCAACACCACCAACGUCACCUUCAGCCACAGGAACGUCUCUUCCUUCAUCCAAACGGACAGAUCCUCCUACAGGCCGGGCCACACCAUCAAGAUCAGAGUUGUGUCGCUCCAGCUGGAUAACCAUCCUUACAGAGGGAAAUUAAAAAUUUCUCUGCAGGCGAGUCACUAUUCUCUGAAUUUGGUGGAAUUUCAGGUUCCUAAAAAUGUAUUUCUGAAUGUUGGAUCAGACGAGGGACUAUAUGAAGCUCAGAAAAUAUAUUAGGCAGUAAAUCCCCCAAAUUAUUAAAAAAUAAAAUUGAGAUUUUGUUUUAAAAUUAAUGCGACACAAUAUGAC